AUGGAUGUUAGGAAAUUGUUACGAAACAAAGAAGAAGCGAUGGAGUGGUAUUUAAAAUUUGCAAAUUAUGGAAAUGCAGAUGCGCAAUUUAGAGUAGGAAAAUUUUUUACAUCAAACAAUAAUGACCAAAAAGCAUUUGGAUGGAAGGAAACCUGGUACGCAAGGACCGCUCAAGGAGGAAUGUUGGGUACAACUUUAAUUUAG
Molecule: messenger RNA, 204 nt
Organism: Funneliformis mosseae
Lineage: Eukaryota; Fungi; Glomeromycota; Glomeromycetes; Glomerales; Glomeraceae
Source: the annotation of a GenBank genome assembly